This is a messenger RNA of Opisthorchis viverrini, 3059 nucleotides long. RefSeq lists its product as hypothetical. The transcript has 17 exons. The record is from RefSeq and is a predicted model, not a curated record. Bases 1 to 2604 code for a protein of 867 amino acids. Gene Ontology annotation, cellular component: Golgi stack. Gene Ontology annotation, biological process: intra-Golgi vesicle-mediated transport; SNARE complex disassembly; Golgi to plasma membrane protein transport. NCBI's taxonomy places the organism in Eukaryota, Metazoa, Platyhelminthes, Trematoda, Opisthorchiida, Opisthorchiidae. Gene Ontology annotation, molecular function: ATP binding; ATP hydrolysis activity.
AUGAUUGUUUGUUCAACCUUGGCGAUAGGGUUUGGUUGUGUGAACCGGCCUCACCCAAAGGCUGAGCUUCAUGAGGCUUGGAAAAGACCGGGCGCAGUGGAGCAAGUUACCGAUGUAACCUGUUGCCUUGUUCACUCAGACAUGAUAUCCGACGGCUUUAUGAUAGAGCUUCCGUUAGAGGAGGGCUGUGCAAUGUUAAUCACCAUUGCUUGUCUGUUUUCAGAAGCAGUGGCGUUAAUGAGGCUAGAACGUAACGAUACCUUUGAUUGUCUUCUACAGGAUACUUAUAGCCCCCCAAUAACUGGUACAUUAUCCAUUCUUAUGUGCACCUCACACCUUUCCACCACUCCCCAUGUCUUUGUUCCUCGACAACAAACGGAACUACCAUAUCUUUGUGCAACAAAAGCACCCAAUGAGGAGCUUUCGUUAAGCAACCGAGUUUAUUUUAACCCUUUGGAUUUCCAUGACCGGUGGAGUUGCAUUUCAGUUCAUGCUGGCGGGAGUAUGUAUGUUUUCCGAGCGGCCGCACACGAGAGUGUUCCAGCGGGAAAGGUGGCUUUUGGACUUGUUCAGCGGAAAUGGGGUAACAUCUCGGUGGAUGAGCCGCUCGAUGUGAGACCAUAUUCGUUCAACCUGGCACGCGAGUGCUUGGGUUCCGCAUUGUUGGCGGUGGAUUUCAACAACAAGAAAACUCCCGCAGGAGAUCCUCUUGAUGCUGAUCUCAUGGCUCGCGAGUUCUCGAUGCAAUUUGCUGACACUCCUCUCACUGUUGGUCAACCGAUUCUGUUCAAAUUCAACAAAAAACUACUUCUGGUGGAAGUGAUGAAGUUGUCCACCAUUUCAAUGGAUCGCGGAGAACAUGCGAAUAGCAAGAUUGGCAUGCUCACCGGAAACACCGUACUGACAUGGGAGCGACAGGCUGACUCCAAGGUGUUACUCAUCGGUAAAGCAGCAUCCUCAGGUACGACGGGAAGCGGAGGCUACCAGAGCAUCAUCAAUCCCAACUGGGACUUCAAUCAGAUGGGCAUCGGUGGUCUGGACAAAGAAUUUGCAGCUAUAUUUCGACGUACCUUUGCGUCCAGGAUGUUUCCACCUGCAGUUGGCAAACAGCUAGGUUUGAAGCAUGUCCGUGGAAUGUUACUGUAUGGUCCCCCUGGAACUGGCAAGACCCUUAUGGCUCGUCAGAUCGGGAAAAUGCUGAAUGCUCGUGAGCCGAAAAUUGUGAAUGGUCCAAGCAUUUUGGACAAGUAUGUCGGUGAAUCGGAGGCCAAUAUUCGGAAGUUGUUUGCUGAUGCCGAGGAAGAAGAGAAACGAAUGGGUCCACACUCCGCUUUGCACAUCAUCAUCUUCGAUGAAAUUGAUGCUAUCUGCAAAACCCGUGGCUCCACAACCGGAGGUGCAGGCGUCCAUGACACAGUGGUCAACCAGCUGCUCACCAAAAUGGACGGCGUUGAGCAGCUGAAUAAUAUUCUAGUGAUCGGAAUGACCAACCGCUUGGAUAUGAUCGACGAGGCACUCUUGCGGCCGGGCCGAUUCGAGAUGCAAAUGGAAAUUUCCCUGCCAGAUGAAGAAGGUCGACUACAAAUCUUACAGAUUCACACGGCAAAAAUGCGUCAGUCUGGUAAGGUUGCCAAAGACGUCAGUUUGGAAGAAUUGGCGGCAAAAACAAAAAACUUUAGCGGAGCCGAAAUCGAGGGUCUUUGUCGGGCGGCUGCCUUCACUGCAAUGUACCAGCUGAUCAGUCCUUCCGGAAAAACGCAACUGGAUCCAGAUGCUUUUGACCGGCUGGUCGUGAAACGUGCCGAUUUCCUAUACGCGCUUGAGAACGACAUCAAGCCGGCUUUUGGCACUGCUGAAGAAGAGCUGAGCUGCUACGCACCGCGUGGUAUUAUGACUUGGGGUGAAUGUGUCUCUGAGGCGUUGAAUAUGGGUCGUCUGGCUGUUCGUGCUGUGGGUGAGGCAGAUGUUGAAACCUAUCGCCCUCUAACUCUGCUUUUGGAAGGCCCACCUAAGGCUGGAAAGACGGCUCUGGCAGUAGAAAUUGCUAAGCGUUCCGGGUUUCCGUUCAUCAAAAUCGUCACUUCUCACAAGAUGAUCGGCUACACCGAAAUGGCUAAGUGCGCAACAAUGAAGAAGAUUUUCGAUGAUGGAGCCAAGUCACCCCUCAGUGUCGUGAUUGUGGACAACAUCGAGGGACUGAUUGAAUACAACCCAGUUGGACCCAGGUUCUCUAACUUUAUCGUACAAGCAAUACGAGAUCUGGUGUCACAGCCACUGAAAGCCGGACGAAGAAUGCUCGUACUAGCCACAACCAGCUGUCGCGCCGAACUAGCCGAGCAGAAUUUGACCCAAGCCUUUUCGUGGCACAUUCACGUGAAUGCCAUGUCUAAACCAGAACACAUUAUGUCCGCUCUAGAAGAAGAUGAUCGCUUUACGUCGUCUGAGAGACAAAAGAUCGAAAGGUCAAUUUCCGGAAGUCGGUUCUGCAUCGGUAUCAAGCACUUGAUAGAACUUGUGGACUUGGUUUCUAAGACGGACGCCGCCUACCGAGUCCCUACCUUUCUGGCCAAGUUGGAGGAAGAGGGGACGCCAUCGCAAGCUUAGCGAUAUGGUCUUCAGCAUUUCCGGAAUCUCGCUUGUGAUACAUGAAAUUGCGUUGUGAUACCCACUGCAUAUUUACGGGUGCUCACGUAGCACCUUUCCCAAGCAAUUGUUUUUUCUCUUAUUUAACUGAUAUUCCUUCUAGACCUCUUCUCUUCUGUCCACAUGUUUACCAGUUCAGUACAAGGACAUCGCAAUUUUCCUCACGAUCGAUAAUAACCUGACCACACACACACACACCAUCACCUCAGUUGUUAUUUGCUGUCAUUUUUCGGUCUGCUAAACCGAAUAACUACUUUUUCGAGCCUGGCUCUGGCCAGCUCCCUGUUUUCCUGCAUCAAUCAAAUUUUCCUUUGAAAACUACCCGAAGGUUGUUUCUAUUAUCUGCCAAUUUUUUUAUGUAUCGCACCACAGUCUAUCAUUCCAGUUUCAUCCGAAUUAUACUGAGAUGCCGUCCG